Molecule: messenger RNA, 626 nt
Organism: Chenopodium quinoa (quinoa)
Lineage: Eukaryota; Viridiplantae; Streptophyta; Magnoliopsida; Caryophyllales; Amaranthaceae
Product: putative ribosome biogenesis protein slx9-like
Exons: 5
Coding region: 231-626 (131 amino acids)
Biological process (GO): maturation of SSU-rRNA from tricistronic rRNA transcript (SSU-rRNA, 5.8S rRNA, LSU-rRNA)
Cellular component (GO): preribosome, small subunit precursor; 90S preribosome; nucleolus
Source: RefSeq, a predicted model, not a curated record
GGGUCCGCCCUAGGAUGUACUGGGUUGGGUCGGACCCUAUUAUUUUAGGGCUGGGUCGUAAACCCCUCCAAAAAAAUAAAAUAAAUAAAAAAUAAAUAAAUUAAAAAACCUUCUUUCUCUUUCCUCGAAAAAAAAACAAAAAACUUCUCUGUUCUUCGUAGUCGGCGAAUUCAGAGACGUCAUCAGUGUGUAUUUUUCUGUUCAAUCUUUAGCUCGGGAAAUCAUUCAAUAUGGGACUGAAAAACAUCAGGUCGGAUGCUACGAAGAAAGCAGAUCGGAAAUUUGAGAAGAAACUUGAGUUUUAUUCGAAAGUCAGAGAGACAGUUGCUUCAUUGAGUGUUACGAAGGCGAUUACAAAGAAAAGCAAGAGUGCAAGAAAACGGGAAAAGAAAUUAAAAGCUUAUGACCUAUCCCUCCUCAAUGAAGUCUUACCUGAGGUGAAAGAAUCACAACAACCUGCUCCUCCACCUAAAAAAUUGAACUGCAAAUCCAGACAGAAACUAGUAUUGAAGGAGACAGAACGAAUGGAGGCUGUCUUAAAACAUCCUGCUUUCCAAUCCGAUCCAUUCGCUGCCAUACAUCGGUACCUGGUGAACACCCAACAGCUCCUAAAGCUGAGCCUGUAA